AUUUUUCCACUUUUCGACGCUCGAAAGAAAGCAAAAGAAAAAUUUGAAGAUAAAAAGUAAAUAAAAUAAAAUUCUAAAUUAAGUUUGAUUUAAAAAAUUGUCACAAAAAUGAGCGACUUGGUUGAAGACUUUUUAGCACGCGAGAAGGAUGGACUAGCCGGUUUAGAAGAUGAAAUCCCGCAGGCAUUUCAAGAAAACUCAAAUGAUUUUAAUGACGAUAACGAUAUGAAUUCGUUUGAAGCUUUCGAAAGUAAACCAAUAUCGACAGAAGUACCUGAAAAGAUCAAGAAAUGGCGCGAAGAGCAGCUUCUACGUCUUCAAGAUAAAGAUGCCGCUGAAGAAAAAGCAAAAGAGGCUCUACGUAAACAGGCUGAAAAGGAGCUUGAAGAUUGGUAUAAAAGACACGAGGAAUCGAUUGCCAAAACUAAGACUAUGAACAGAAAUGCUGAAAAAGAAUGCGUCGCAGACGUCGAAGAAAUCGAGCCAGGCACUGAGUGGGAACGAAUAGCAAAACUUUGUGAUUUUACACAAUCAACCAAGGCUAGUAAGUCGAUUAAGGACAAUGCUCGAAUGAGAAGUAUAAUUUUACAAUUAAAGCAAACGCCACUCGAUCGUGAGAAAGCUUAAGACAUAAGUAAUGGGAUCUAAUUAACAAAAUUUAUUUUGUAGUCGCCAUAAUACGAGAAAUAAUAAGAAUAUUAAUAAUUGAUAAAAAUUAAUCGUAUGUAUGAGUAUAUUUAACGAUAAGGACAUGCUUUUUUUGUAGGAAACAAAGAAAUAGAAAAUGACGAACAGGAUGUGAAAGUUUGGGUUACUUUAAAGUUUGCUGAAAAAAUUGGGAAUGAGAACUUUGAGUCAAAAUAAUUUUUAUUUGUUGGGGGAAGUUUUGAACUUAAAAUGGGUUCUGGCAGCAUCCAAGCUACUUUAGGAAUCUGAUUUUGAAUUUUUAUAUCUAAUUGUAUUAAAAGUUAAUGGUAUUUUGGAUAUUGCAGGUUCAGAGGAUCUGAAUGGAGCAUUAGAAAAGAUGCCUAGUUAAUAACUGCGGCUAAAGGUUCACUAGUAAGAAACAUUUUGAAAAAUUCUGUUGAAUUUGCUCUUAGUGGACCCUACAAUUAUUGAUUAACUAGUCAAUAUGACUAAUGUUGCGCUCAAGGCAGUUUUAAUAGUUUUAUGUCAGUCAGCUAGGAUGCUUCAGCUAUAUUAAGUUCAGAUUAGGUAAGAUAGGCUGUCAUAUCUCAGAUUCAGGUCUAUAAUUUAUUUAAACCUCAUCGAGUGAUUCCAAGUUUUCUCAAAAUAAACCAAAACAAAUUUCAAAAUUUAAUGGGUAAAGACUCUUUAUUUUCAUACUUAUCUCUAUAAUCUACUUGAUUAGCUGACACUCACCCAAAACCUCAUUUAUUUUCAAUUCGUU
Molecule: messenger RNA, 1411 nt
Organism: Chironomus riparius
Lineage: Eukaryota; Metazoa; Arthropoda; Insecta; Diptera; Chironomidae
Source: the annotation of a GenBank genome assembly